Molecule: messenger RNA, 2788 nt
Organism: Gastrolobium bilobum
Lineage: Eukaryota; Viridiplantae; Streptophyta; Magnoliopsida; Fabales; Fabaceae
Exons: 4
Coding region: 20-2788 (922 amino acids)
Source: RefSeq, a predicted model, not a curated record
UUUAUUUGAUUCUGAAAUCAUGGGUGAUAGAACACUUAAGCAAUUGGCUGCUCCUAAUGUUGAUAAUGAGCAGCCCUUGUGUAUUCGUUAUACUAAUCAUGUUGUACCUUUUGAGCUUAAGUCUGGACUAAUACACUUGCUGCCCAAGUUUCAUGGUCUUGCAGGUGAGGAUCCCCACAAACAUCUGAAGGAAUUUCAUAUAGUCUGCAACACUAUGAAGCCAACAGGGGUGGAUGAGGAACAAAUCAAGCUGCGUGCUUUCCCUUUCUCUUUGGACAGUGGAGCUAAGGACUGGCUGUACUACCUGCCACCUUCCUCCAUUGUAAGCUGGAAUGACAUGGCCAGAUUGUUUCUGGAGAAAUUCUUCCCUUCAUCCAGGGCCACCUCAAUCAGAAAGGAGAUCAGUGGCAUAAGGCAAGCUAAUGGAGAGAACAUGCAUGAGUAUUGGGAGCGGUUUAAAAGGCUUUGUUCAAGCUGCCCACACCAUCAAAUUCCAGACAAUCUCCUGCUUGUUUACUUCUAUGAAGGGCUGCUGCCUAUGGAUAGGAACCUUCUGGAUGCAGCUAGUGGAGGAGUCCUGAGCAAUAAAACACCUAAUGAGGCCAAGGAGCUGAUUGCUGAGAUAGCUGCUAAUGCUCAACAAUUUGGCACUAGAGCAAACAGCAGUGCAGUGUUCCAAGUGCAAACUUCUCCAAUCACAGAUAACCAGAGAAUAGAGAACAGGCUUGAUGAGUUGACAUCAAUGGUGAGGCAGUUGGCAGUGACACAGACAGUGCAACCUUCUGCUCAACAGACAAGCAACCCGUGUGGCAUCUGCUGUGAUCCUUCUCAUCCCACGGAUGCUUGUCCUUCCUUAUAUGACAGCGGUUCCCAAGUUGAUCAGUCUGUUGCUGCAAAUCAACAAGCAAGUGGUAGCUCCCUUCCAUCACAGACAGUUCAAAAUCCAAAGGGAACCGACAAUGUUAGUGCCAUCUCUCUGCGGUCUGGCAAGCAACUGGAGGAACCAAACCAAUCUGCUGUUAAGUCAUCUCAAGGAGGUGACACUGGUUCAAGGAAGCAGAAUACUGAUACUUCUGAUGUCCACAUCCUGUUACCUUUUCCUCAAAGAGCCACUCAGUCUAAAAAGCAAGCAGCAAAAGCUCAAGAUAAAGAGAUUCUUGACACCUUCAGAAAAGUAGAGGUCAAUAUCCCACUCUUGGAUGCGAUUCAGCAAAUUCCAAGAUAUGCUAAGUUUCUGAAGGAGUUAUGCACCAACAAGAGGAGGCUGAAAGGAGAUGAACGAGUCAGCGUCAGCCAGAAUGUGUCAGUACUCAUCCAGCCCAUGCCCAAGAAGUGCCAAGAUCUAGGGACAUUUACUAUCCCUUGCAUUAUUGGAAAUUCUAUUUUUCAUGAUUGUAUGUUAGACUUAGGAGCAUCCGUUAAUGUUAUGCCUGAAUCUGUGUAUAAGUCUCUUGGUCUUGGUCCCUUGCGUGCUACUGGUAUUGUUGUUCAGUUAGCCAACAGGAGUAAUGUUCAUCCUUCUGGUGUAGUUGAAGAUAUAUUAGUUAGGGUGAACAAUCUGAUUUUUCCUGCUGAUUUCUAUGUCUUAGGGAUGGAGGGUGAGAAUCCUAGUAGUACAAUUAUACUUGGUAGAUCUUUCAUGAAAACUGCUAGGACUAAGAUAGAUGUGCAUGCUGGUACUCUUUCCUUAGAAUUUGGUGAUAGCAUGGUUAAUUUUAAUAUUUUUGAUGCCAUGAAAUUUCCUAGGGAAGAGCAUUCUAUUUUCUGUAUGGAUGUAAUUGAUGAAAUGAUGGAUGAUAUCUCUACUGACUUAACUGCUGAAUAUCCAGAAUUAUCAUCAUUACUUGAUUCUGCUCUGUCAUGUGAUUGUACCGAUAGUAGUAACUGUACUGCUUGUGCUGAGAUAGCUUUGUGUUGUUCUGAUUUUAAUCAUGUAUUGAAUGAUGAUUUGCACAAUGGUUCUGCAUUGGUGUUGAAUUCUGAGUUGCCUGUUGAAAUUAUUGAUGAUUCUAUUUCUGAGAAUUUGAUUGCAGGCAUAGAUGUUAAUGUGUUUUUUGCAGAACCUGCACCCACUAGACUUCUCCCAUCCACUGAGCAGCCACUUAAGUUGGAAGUGAAGGAUCUACCUGACCAUCUGAAGUAUGCAUAUCUGGAGGAAAAUGAGCAGUUACCUGUGAUAGUGGCCAAGACCCUUCUACCUGAGCGGGAGGAAAAGCUUCUGAUAUUGCCGAUACAGGCCGACAUCAUUUAUCCCAUUUCAGAUAGCUGGUGGGUCAGCCCGUUUCAAGUGGUUCCCAAGAAGUCUGGAGUGACUGUAGUGGAAAAUCCGAAAAAUGAACUGGUUCCAGCAAGAGCUCAGAACAGUUUGAGAGUGGAGGAAAUUUCGAAAGUGCAAGACGAGCUCACUAAAUCUAAGUCCGGGUUGGAGAAGAGGGUCCAAGAGCUAUCUGCCGAGCUUGAUGAGGCAAAGAAAGCUUUGGAGUCGGCCGCCGUUGAGAAGAAGACCUUCACAAAGUCUAUGGCUGAUAAAGAUGCUCAAAUUGAGAAACUGCAAGCCGACUUUGAUGAGGCUAAGGUCGUGGUCGCGAAUGCUGCGAUCCAAGCCUUCGAGAACGCAAUUGCACAAGCCCAGGUUCUGAACCCUGGCCUUAUUACUGAUGGCAUGGAUGUUGCGUAUGACGUGAAGGAUGGCGCCAUUGUCCCCGGAACUCUGGGUUCCGACUCUGAUGGCGAGGAGGAGACCAGAGCCGAAACUCGUGAGGCCAUCUCUCUACGUGUUGCUGAAUGA